Molecule: messenger RNA, 353 nt
Organism: Drosophila suzukii
Lineage: Eukaryota; Metazoa; Arthropoda; Insecta; Diptera; Drosophilidae
Source: RefSeq, a predicted model, not a curated record
AUAGGGAGUCUGGACAGUUGUAAAGCAUCAGAAGCAACCUAGCCAUCUGUACAACAAGCCAGCUUUACCAUGAAGUUCCUACUCCUGUGCACUCUCAUCUUGGGCCUCGCCUUCUUCAUGGCUUCUGCUCUACCCCAAGCCAACGAGAAUGAUGCCCCGAUGGUUGAUCUUGACCAUCACCAUCAUCAGGUGGUGCGCAGCGCACCAGUGCUUCUGGACGACGAGAAGACACCGCACAAGCACGACGAUGUCGCCUGCUGCGGCUAGGCUUCAGGGUAAAUAGGGCGUGACGACACUUUCAUCGAUCUUCAAACGCCUUUAAAUUUAAAUAAAGAGCAAUAUUGAAAAAAGUA